Molecule: messenger RNA, 1314 nt
Organism: Mercenaria mercenaria
Lineage: Eukaryota; Metazoa; Mollusca; Bivalvia; Venerida; Veneridae
Product: sugar transporter SWEET1-like
Exons: 7
Coding region: 282-926 (214 amino acids)
Biological process (GO): carbohydrate transport
Cellular component (GO): membrane
Molecular function (GO): sugar transmembrane transporter activity
Source: RefSeq, a predicted model, not a curated record
CGGUAGAUAUAGCAGGCCGGGGUUACGGGGUAAAAGCACACUGUCUUGUGCCGCUCAUGUAUAUAGAUCUAUUUUUAGCCCAGCAAAAAGUACAAGUGUAGGUCAUACAUGUAUAUAAAACAUCGGUUUACACGGAUAUAUACAACUACUAAAUUCUAAGUGUACAGACAUACAACACUACUGUGCUUGUCCAUGGUGCCCUAGUUUCGAUACCGACAAACAGCAAUCCUAGUUCCCAAACAGGCAUAUUAUUACCCUAGUUUCGAACAGCUAUCACCAUAAUGGACCUGUUUACAGCAGUGGAGGCGUUCACUCAGAUCAUCACAUAUGUUAUGAUAGUAGCUGGCAUUCCAUCGUGUAUAAGGAUGCUACGGACCAAGGUUACCACGGGUGUUCCCUACCCAUUCUUUCUCGCAGGUUGUGUCAACUCCGUAAUGGCGAUAGGGUAUGGUAUAUUGGUGGAUAACAAGACGGUGAUAGAAAUCAACCUGUUUGCCACAUUCUGCAACGUUUUCUACAUAGGUGCUUUCAUAUAUUCUUCACAAAGCAAGAGUCUUCCAGUGUCACAGUUGCUAGGAUGUUCGUUUUUUGUAUUUGGAACAUAUUUCUAUGUUACCAGACUUGCGAAUCAAGACUAUGUAAUGGAUACUAUAGGAAUGAUUUUGUUAUUCUGUUCAUCAGUACUGCUUCUUACACCAUUAUUACAAGUUAAGGAAUGUAUAGAGAAAAAGAACACCGAUAGUCUUACCCUGACGAUGAUGAUACCGGGUUCUUUGUGUUGUGGUGCGUGGGCAACGUAUGGGGUCCUUCUCAAAGACUUCUAUAUAUACGGUCCAAAUAUCCUUGGUCUGACGUCAUACAUUUGUCAAGCUAUUGCCAUGUUAGUGUAUGGCGGCGGUCGACAGAAAUCCGAACAUACAGAUUAAAGGGAUAAAUCAUACAUGGUUACUAUGGUAACUAGUUGUCUUGUGAGCAACCUGUUCAAAAACAUUUGUUAGUUACAAAUACACCGAUAUACAACUAUUGCUUUGUAUUUUUCUGCUUAUUCAAAAAGACUUUCAGCCCUUUAAAAUUGAUAACAAUUGUGUAGAAAAGCUUUUGAAAUCUUCUUUGCGUACAUUACAAGAUACGUGUUUGUAGCAUUUUCUUGUGGUCCCCUAUCAAGAAUGUACUAGUCGGGUUUUUUUCCGUCUGCCACAAUGCAGCAUUUAUGUACGGAAAACUUUUAAAGAUCUGACAUGGCAUUAGUUUUCUUUAAAGAAAUCUUACGUUGUCAAUAAUAUAUUAAUACAUUGUGGUUUUCUGCUCCUGUGA